Molecule: messenger RNA, 1936 nt
Organism: Rhineura floridana
Lineage: Eukaryota; Metazoa; Chordata; Lepidosauria; Squamata; Rhineuridae
Gene: ATP1B3
Product: ATPase Na+/K+ transporting subunit beta 3
Exons: 7
Coding region: 181-1020 (279 amino acids)
Biological process (GO): intracellular potassium ion homeostasis; potassium ion import across plasma membrane; intracellular sodium ion homeostasis
Cellular component (GO): sodium:potassium-exchanging ATPase complex
Molecular function (GO): ATPase activator activity
Source: RefSeq, a predicted model, not a curated record
GGCCCAGCCCCUCUUUCCUUUCCUCUCUUCUGCUCUCCCGCCGGGCGCCCGAGGGAUAGUUACUUAGCGGUUCUGAGGAGCCGCUGUUGUUUCGGCAGGGAACCGCCGCCGCCGCUCGGGUGCCCGGGGAUCAGCAGCUGCCCACCUCUCUCCCUCCCUUCCUCUCUCGCUCUGCUCGCUAUGGCCAAGGAGGAGAAGAAGCCCUUCCGCCAGUCUAUGGCCGAGUGGCGGCGAUUCAUCUACAACCCGAACAGCGGCGAGUUUCUAGGGCGCACGGCCAAGAGCUGGGGCUUAAUUCUGCUGUUCUAUCUUGUAUUCUAUGGCUUCUUAGCUGCGCUCUUUACAUUCACAAUGUGGGUUAUGCUUCAAACAUUGCGUAGUGAUAUACCCAAGUAUCGUGACCGCAUUGCUAGUCCAGGGCUAAUGAUUUCACCAAAGCCAGAAACUGCACUGGAAUUUUCACUAAACAAAAAUGACUCAGGAAGUUAUGCUGGUUAUGUGAAAAAACUUCAUGAUUUUCUAGGAGCAUAUGACGAAUCAAAACAAUCUGGGAAUAUUCAGUGUGUUCCAGGACAACACUUUGAACAGAAUCCUGAUUUUAUAAAAGCAUGCCAAUUUAAUCGCGCUAUCUUGGGACCAUGCUCUGGACUAGAGGAUAAAAAUUUUGGUUAUGAUAAAGGAACACCAUGUGUUGUUAUAAAAAUGAAUAGAAUAAUUGGAUUAAAGCCAGAUGGAAUGCCAUAUUUAGAAUGUAAUGCUAAGGAAGGAGGCAAGGCUAUGAUAACUACUUUUCCUUCUGGGGGAACAAUGGAUUUAAUGUAUUUCCCAUACUAUGGAAAACAAUUACAUCAAAACUACUUACAGCCACUAGUGGCUGUUCAACUAGCAUUUAACACAAACGGUACCAAAGAAGAUGUAACAGUUGAAUGCAAGAUCAUGGGAUGCAAAAAUUUAAAAAAUGCAGAUGACCGUGACAAGUUCCUGGGACGCAUUUCCUUCAAAUUUCAGAUAUCUGAAUAGAAGUCAUCAGUAUCUUCACAAAGUAAACCUUGUGCUCUCUUUUUUUGUAUCAGCGGGACCUGCCAUUCUAGGAGAUGAGACCACCUUUGAGAAGCUUGGAGUGGAACAUGGCAUUCAGGGUAGCAUAAUAAUGUGCUUCCAAAUCAUGUUUUAAAUCUCUCACAAAGUAACUGCAUGUCAUGCUUUUGCCUGCUCUGUUGGACCAGUGUACAGACAUAGUUUGUCAUUUUAGGGACUUGUAAAUAGCUUCCGAACAUGUAAUCAUGGUGGUCUUUGUCCUGUUCCAAAAUGUGGGCUUUAUACUUAAGUGAGCGUCUCAAAUGUGCUGUGCUAUGUAAAUAUUGUAUUGGUUUAACACUGGUUUAACUGUCAUAUCAAUACCAACACAGUUUUAGAGAGAAGAAAAUUACCCAACCCAAGAUAGUGAAUUGUGUUUUGUGCAGAGAUGCCUUAAAGUCCUGUAUUGGGGGAAGGUAGUUGGGAAAUUUAAGUGGAUUUGAAAUGUUAGUAUUGAUUUUUGACCUUAUUUAAAUACUGAGCUAGUCUGUUGUGCUUGUCAUCGUGCAAGUAUUGUGUGUGUGUGUGUAAGGUUUGGUCUAGAUUUGAUAUUUUAGUUGAGAAACUGAUUGUCAUCGUAUUAAAUGCUUGCUGUUAUGUGGAGCACAGAUAAAACCAAUACAAUGUCACUUUUUAAAAAAAUUAGUUGAACUGUUGGUAUGAACAUUUCGUUAUGAUGUUUAUGGUUUAGAAACCUGAUAACAAUUGUACUACAAAGCUGCUUGGAAGAAAAGACCUCACUAUGUGGGAGUAGAUUUACACUUUCCAAUAAAGAAAUCCAUGGAUGGAGAAAUGUCUGUUUAAAAUUUUAAAGCUCAAUAAGGACUGUCUUGAUUAAAACAUUCCUUUGUUUAAUUUC